UUCACACUCAUCCCUUUGGCUUCUAAAAGCUUUAGUCUUUUCUUAAGAGUUCAGAGACAUGGCUCUCACAGCAGCUCCAAAGUUCUACACCAUCGAGUCUGCUGCUUAUCCUGGCUAUUGCAUUACUCAGCAAGGCACCCAGAUUGUUCUCAGGUCCAAGGACGCGCUCAACCCCUUCCAGCUGUGGUACAGGGAUGAGUCAUGGAACUUGCUGAACCAGGAAUUCAGGGACAGCUCCGCGUUCGUGUUUGUAAACCACGGCUCUAAGAAAGCUCUCCGGUCCCAGGCACACUCAACGUCUCGAAGCAAGGCUACUAUUGGAGACUAUGAUCCGGCAGUCCAAGACGAUCAUCUCCUGUGGCGUAUUUCCGGGAGCCACGAAAAUCAAGUCUUGAUCACCAUGACUGGAAACAAGUCAUCUUAUCUGAGCCACACUUCCUCAAGUGCUAGCUUCAAGGAUGGGGUGCCAGUGGUGACAUCCAACAGCGAUGGAAACUCCCACUGGAAGCUCGUCGCUUACGAGCCUUCUCAAGAGUACAGGAUUAUAUGCGACUGGUAUGAGCAAUACUUGACUUGGAAGCAGCAAAAUGUGGACGUAACUUUCAAGAAUGCAAUCAAGCACAAUGACGAGACAAAUGUGGUGGCUAUUAGUCCAAACAACGUUCCUCUCGACGGCAUGACAUGGUACAAGGUUCCCGCUGGAGGAAGAGAUGAUACCACGUACUUCACCUCGUUCGUUCUCAUAAACAAGGUGACUGGUCUUGCUCUCAAGGGGUCAACCAAGCCGGGAGACAAGGUGCUCUUGACUCAAUAUGAUCCUCUCGACUACGGUUUCGUGUGGUCUGAGAACCGAUUCCAGGCUUCAAAAACGGACUAUCUCGCGAUCAAUCUGGAUGGAACAAACUUGCAGUGGUCUCUGCAGGACAACAAUCAGUACCAGAACAGUGCGUGGUAUCAUCCUCUCGUGCUUCGCCCGGCAUCUGCAAACCAAGGAUUUGUUCAGCAGCAGGCAUGGAAAUUCAAUCCAGUGGUGAACAAUGUUUAGCUGGGACUUUUAUGUUCAUAAAUGAGAUGAGAAGAUGCUAGAUCUAUGCAUGAAUGUUCAUAUGAAUAAUUACACUUCUAAAUGUUUAAUCAGCUGCAGUA
Selaginella moellendorffii is the source of this 1146-nucleotide messenger RNA. RefSeq lists its product as uncharacterized. Lineage: Eukaryota; Viridiplantae; Streptophyta; Lycopodiopsida; Selaginellales; Selaginellaceae. The record is from RefSeq and is a predicted model, not a curated record. The transcript has 7 exons. Bases 59 to 1045 code for a protein of 328 amino acids.